AAGUCCUGAAGCUGAAUUUGAUCAAGUGCGUCUUGACUUCACUUUUCAGCCAUGGCAUUCUUUGAUCCGUCCAAUAUGGAGAACAGCACUUCGUUCCACAUGUCCAGUAUCCUAACUGGCAAUAACGCUAGCCGGAUAGCCCAGCCCCCGUCUACCAUGUCAAUGCCGCCCGUCAUCAACAUUGCUCCACCUUCCCAAGGCAUUACUAGCCUAACGCCGAUUACGGACAACAAGGGCACCUUCCUUCCGCCGCCAUACCCGCUUGGUUCCGCACCGGAACUGCUCUCCCCGUCUAAUGGCGAUGCUGAGACGCCCGUUAGUGCCGACGCCGCCAGGAAUGGGUUUCAUCUAGCUGCAGCUUUCCCUCCUGUCAAUGCCACAGAAACGCCCCUGGCAACGACAGUCACACCCGGAACUGAUGUCAAGGUGGAGGGUGGACAGAGCCAUUCCGCUGCAUCCACUCCCACAGAGGAUGGACCCAAUGGCGAUGCGGGUAACAUGAAAAAGCGGAAACCAAGAGCUCUGUUCACACGCCAACAAGUCAUCGAGUUGGAACGACGCUUCAAAGCCCAGCAAUAUGUAUCCGCACCUGAGCGACAGGAAUUGUCCGCCAGACUGAGACUGACCGAGACCCAGAUCAAGAUCUGGUUCCAGAAUCGACGAUACAAGUGGAAGCGAAGCUUCACGGAGGCUGCAGCCAAUGGUCAGCACAUUGCCCCUACAACAGGAAUGGGUGGACCAGCUGCUCUUGCCAACCCAUAUCAUGGACAACCGCUGGUGCCCCGGCCAGUUGCACCAUAUGGACUAAAUCCUAUGUUCUAUGGGGACCAGUUCAGCCAGGCGCAACUGCAAGCAGCACAAGCUGCUGUAGCCCAAGGACAGACUGGCGUCUCUAUGGCAGGAGCGAUCCCGCAAAUGCAAAUGCCAGCACAGCAGCUAAUGCAGUUCCAGGCAUCAGCUAUGGCUGCCGCUAGCAGCGCUCCACCCUCUACCAUAAUGCAGCAACCGCAGCAGGCCAUGCAGAUGCAAGCUCCAGGAACGCAUGGUGCACCACCAACCAUGCAAGGUCCCUCUUGGUACUCUGCUCCGUACUAGCGUCGCAGCAGUACAUCACUACAUAAUUAUAAGAAAAGAAAAGUACUAGAAGUAGUUCUGCUGAACUAUUUUGGAAUCUGGGCAUCAAGUCUCUGGCACUGCGCCACUACGUGUCAGUUACGAAGGUACUUGUAAUGUUGUCUGUGUUGUCCAUAUGUACAGUCGGUAGUAACUAACUUUCUGCAACACAAACUAAAACGGUGCAAUAGCUGCUGUAGUACAAAACACAAAUUUUGUUACGUUAGAAGUAUUGCCAUGGAGAUACACGAUGGCAGGUCUUGUGCAGUCCUUAUUUGUCAAAUUCAAAGCUGUAUAUAAUUUUUGAUUUAUGGAAUACUUCAUCGCUUUCUUGCUGCAUAGCCAGGCAUCCAAUGGCUGUGUACAUUCUUGGUGCUCUCUGAUUUCUUAGCCGUUGAAGUAGUAUUUAUCCUUCUUGUUCAAGUCAGUCAACAUUGUGUGCUUUGAUGUACAUAAUGAUUGUUUGUCUUGAUUUACAUGCUGUUGAAAAGCUUUACAAACCCCUACGCUGCUUUCAUGAUCAUUUCCUUUGAGCCCAAAGUGGAAAAGAUUCUAAAUCUAAA
This is a messenger RNA of Sycon ciliatum, 1676 nucleotides long. Its product is annotated as homeobox protein Nkx-2.2-like. Gene Ontology annotation, biological process: cell differentiation; regulation of transcription by RNA polymerase II. The transcript is spliced from 2 exons. The record is from RefSeq and is a predicted model, not a curated record. Gene Ontology annotation, molecular function: RNA polymerase II cis-regulatory region sequence-specific DNA binding; DNA-binding transcription factor activity, RNA polymerase II-specific. The coding region runs from base 52 to 1095 and encodes 347 amino acids. Gene Ontology annotation, cellular component: nucleus. Lineage: Eukaryota; Metazoa; Porifera; Calcarea; Leucosolenida; Sycettidae.